This is a messenger RNA of Kickxella alabastrina, 1725 nucleotides long. Its product is annotated as P-loop containing nucleoside triphosphate hydrolase protein. Gene Ontology annotation, molecular function: ATP binding; ABC-type transporter activity; ATP hydrolysis activity. The transcript is spliced from 2 exons. The record is from RefSeq and is a predicted model, not a curated record. Gene Ontology annotation, cellular component: membrane. The annotation marks the transcript as partial. Lineage: Eukaryota; Fungi; Kickxellomycota; Kickxellomycetes; Kickxellales; Kickxellaceae.
AAGGUUAUUCUUAACCAAGUUAGCGGGACAUUCAGGCCAGGCCGACUGACCGCCAUCCUGGGACCUUCAGGCUCAGGCAAGACCACCUUGCUAAAUCUGCUAGCCGGCCAGACCACUAAGGGGACUACGAGCGGCAACAUCUGGAUCAAUGGCCGCUUGGCUUCAGGCAGCAGCAUGCGCCAGCUUGCCGGAUACGUGAACCAGGAGGACGUCAUUUUGUCGACCCAGACAGUGGAAGAGGCCAUCAUGAUGUCUAUUAUUUUGCGUCCGCCGCCGCUGGAAUUAGGAAUGCCGACACUGUCUUUGGGACAAUUCAAGGCCCAAAUGGCGCGCUGCUCACAGGCCAUUUCGCUGUUCGGGCUGGAAAAAUGCCGCGCUACUGCUGCUGGUGACUCCAUGAACAAGGGCAUUUCGGGUGGCGAGAAGAAGCGCACGUCUAUAGCAAUGGAGUGGGUGACUGACACGCCAAUUAUGUUCCUGGAUGAGCCGACCUCGGGGCUCGAUGCAUAUUCGGCUCUAAUGGUUACGCGAAAGCUCAAGCACAUUACUGAAAUAGGCCGAACUGUUAUUGCGGUGCUCCACCAGCCGUCGUCCGAGAUGUUCGAGCUGUUUGACGACAUUGUCAUUAUCUUUGAGGGUCGUAUUGUGUAUAUGGGCGAGCGGUCAAACUUGAUCGACUAUUUGGCGCGCAUCGGCUAUCCCUGUGCUAUUUACAGCAACCCGGCCGACCACAUCUUCAACUCCCUGCUUUUUGACAUGAAGUCAGAGCAUUUUGGUGAUAGUGAUUACGGUAAUGGCAAGCAGAUGGAGCAACGCGCCAAGUUUUUGUCCGAACUGUGGCAGCAGUCUGAAGAGGCAACAGCCCUGCAGCGCAGAAUCAAUGGUCCCGAGUUGACGCCCAUCAGUGAAACGCAGUUCCGCCGGACGAGCCCACCAAUGGUACAGCUGCGCUACUUGCUCAAGCGGACGGCGUUGGACAAUGUGCGCAACAGCAAGCUCUUGAAGCUGCGUAUUGUCCAAUGCAUUUUUUAUGGUCUUCUCAUUGGACUGGUCUACCUUAACUCGCAAAACAGACCUGUUAGCUCACGGUUGCAAAAUUUUAGCGGCGGCAUGUUUUUCAACUGCGUUUCCCAGUUCUUGGUUUCCAGUCUGGGCGUGAUCAAUGUCUUUACCCACGAGCGCAAGGUGUUUUCGCGCGAGUGGCAGGGUAUGUACUACGGGUUACCAGCGUACUUUGUAGCCAAGAACAUUGUCGAGCAGCCGAUCAACAUUAUCACUACAGUAAUAUACUGCGGCAUCAGCUACUGGAUGAUAGGACUUGAUCGCACUAUGGUCAAGUUUCUUGUUUACACGGGUGCUAUGAUUGUACUUGCAAUUAGCGGGUACUCAUUUGGGAUCUUAUUAGGUGCAUCCUUCGAAGAACUGACAACCAUCAUCAUUGCGUUGCCCCUUGUAUUUUUGCCGUUUCUUUUGUUUGGCGGUCUGUUUGUCAAUAGCACAAACUCGGCAGUGUGGAUACGUUGGCUGCAGUGGGUUGGCCCAAUCAAGUAUGGGUACACGGCAAUGAUAAAAAACCAGUUUGUUGGAUAUAUGAGCGAUGAGUCCAUAGGUGACAUGUACCUUGAGGAGCUUGGGCUGGGCUCACUGUCCAUUGCUGCAAACACUCUUAUCAACCUUGGCUUGGCAAUUUUUAUCUGGUCAAUGUCGUACCUAAUGCUCAAAAGA